UGGAAGAAGAAUCCAAAAAGAAGAAAAGUAUAGCCCUAAAGUCCAUCAAAGUUGACUCUGAAGAUGAGGACGUCCUUGAUGAAGAUGAUGUCGCCUACUUCACACGUGAAAAGAGCAAAAACGAUGAGGUAAUAUGUUAUGAAUGUAAAAAGCCGGGUCAUAUAAGAACGGAUUGUCCUCUCCUCAAAUCAUCUAAGAAAUCCAAGAAGAAAGCAAUGAAGGCUACUUGGGAUGAUAGUGAUGAAAGUGCAAGUGGAAGUGAUGAAGAAGUAGCAAAUUUUUGCUUCAUGGCUCAUAGUGACAAAGAGGAUGAACAAGAAGAUGAGGUUUGUUUGAAAGCCUCCAAGAAAAAUAAGUGGUACUUGGAUAGUGGUUGCUCAAGACACAUGACGGGUAAUCCAUCCAAGUUUGUCAAUCUUUCCAAGAAGGAUGGUGGCUUAGUAACCUUUGGUGAUAACAAGAAGGGUAAAAUAAUUGGUAAGGGUACUAUAGGUAAUGACUCUUGUACUCUCAUUGAAAAUGUAUUGUUAGUUGAUGGUUUAAAUCAUGACUUACUUAGCAUUAGUCAAUUAUGUGAUAAAGGUUUUAGAGUUGUAUUUGAUAAAAAUAAUUGCAUAAUUGAAAAGGAGGAGUGA
Cucurbita moschata (crookneck pumpkin) is the source of this 635-nucleotide messenger RNA. RefSeq lists its product as uncharacterized. The transcript has 3 exons. The record is from RefSeq and is a predicted model, not a curated record. NCBI's taxonomy places the organism in Eukaryota, Viridiplantae, Streptophyta, Magnoliopsida, Cucurbitales, Cucurbitaceae. Bases 216 to 635 code for a protein of 139 amino acids.